CCGAAGCAGCGAGUGACGCGGAGGCAGAGGCAGGAGCCUCUGGGCGGGGCCGCGCGUCGUGAGUGCGCAUCAGGGCCGCGCUCCUGGGGGCGGCGCGCGGGACAGCGGCGCUUCCGGCAGCGGGAGGUGGCGCCGAGCGGGACCGAGCAGUGCGGGUAGCGGCCAGGGAGGCGGAUCUGAGACAAUGUCUGGGGAACUGCCACCCAACAUUAACAUCAAAGAGCCUCGAUGGGACCAAAGCACGUUUGUUGGCCGAGCCAAUCACUUCUUCACGGUCACAGAUCCGAGGAACAUCCUUCUAACAAACGAACAACUGGAGAAUGCAAGGAAAGUGGUGCAUGAUUACAGACAAGGAAUCAUUCCUGCCGGCCUCACGGAAAAUGAAUUGUGGAGAGCGAAGUACGUGUAUGAUUCAGCUUUCCAUCCAGACACGGGGGAGAAGAUGACCCUGAUAGGAAGGAUGUCGGCUCAGGUUCCAAUGAACAUGACCAUCACCGGCUGCAUGAUGACCUUUUACAGGACCACACCAGCUGUGCUUUUCUGGCAGUGGAUAAACCAGUCCUUCAAUGCUGUUGUCAACUACACUAAUAGAAGUGGAGAUGCCCCCCUCACUGUAAAUGAGCUGGGUACGGCGUAUGUCUCUGCAACAACCGGCGCUGUAGCGACAGCCCUAGGACUCAAUGCCUUAACCAAGCAUGUCUCACCACUCAUAGGGCGUUUUGUCCCCUUUGCUGCCGUGGCUGCUGCUAACUGCAUUAAUAUCCCGCUGAUGAGGCAAAGGGAACUCAAAGUUGGCAUUCCUGUCACUGAUGAAAAUGGCACCCGCUUGGGAGAGUCGACCAAAGCUGCAAAGCAAGCCAUCACACAGGUGGUCAUCUCCAGGAUCCUCAUGGCAGCCCCGGGCAUGGCCAUCCCUCCAUUCAUCAUGAACACGCUGGAAAAGAAAGCCUUUCUGAAGAGGUUCCCGUGGAUGAGUGCACCGAUUCAAGUCACCUUGGUUGGCUUUUGUUUGGUCUUCGCCACCCCCCUGUGCUGUGCUCUGUUCCCUCAGAAGAGUUCCAUGCCUGUGACAAGCUUGGAGGAUGAGUUGCAAGCCAGCAUCCAAAGGAGUCAUCCUGAAUUACGGCACGUGUACUUUAACAAGGGCCUGUGAAGCCAAGAUCAAGCCCUGGAGGCUCCGCCUGCCAUCUGUGACCCUCCAGAAGCCACAGCAGUGAGGAAAUCCAGUGUGACGGGGCACUGCCAGUUACAAAAGCCUCUAGAGAUCUGCAUUAGAGUCAAGCUGCCCCCUGGCACAGCACCCAGUGCCAGUCAGGGGCCUGACAUUUGAAUCAUGUUGUAAUUUACAAGCAUCCCCUCCUGGUAGACUUUAAUGACACCAUUUUCUCAAAGCCCUUACCUGGAGCUUUCAAAAGCACUGGGAGGCAUAGCAUAGGUGCUCCAGUUACCAGCUCAGUAAACAUUGGUUAUCAAUCGUUAGAAGGUUACCUGUUCAAAUGCCAAUUGCAUUUCUACGUCUGUCCCACAGAGGUCUGGACCAUAAACUGGGAAGACACAAAAGAUCUAAGACUAAAUAUGCAAGUGUAGAUACUAAGGAGACUUUGUUUCCAGCUUGGCAAUGGACCAGGCCAAAGUAGAGGGCAACAAAAUUGAUGUUCAGAAGAUACACGCUCCAUACACCUUCCCAAAGUCAGCUACAGGGCAGGUGUGAAGCCGCCUCUGUAGUUAGCAUGUGUCCAUGGUAGUGCAUUCUCUUGGUAACUUUUCAAUUUGUCUAGUGUUCUUAUAAAAUCACUAGUCUGACCUCAAAGAUACUUUAUAAUCAUGAAUUUUCGCCAAACAAUUGGCUGAAAUGCACAAAUGCCAGAUUUAGGAGUAUAUUCAGUACAGUCUAGUGUGACUGGGUGAGUCUGGUUUGUUGGGUGUUUUUUGUUGUUUUAUUUUUUGUUUUGUUUUGUUUUUGUUUUAGAACUGUGAAAACAAUUCCCAGUCCCUAUCUGCUUCCCCCCCCCCACCUUGGCUUUCAGAAACAUACAAAGACAAUACAUGAACAAGUUAGCAGCAACAGUGACUCUUGUGUUGCAGUCUCCCCUGUUUAAAGGCCAUGGAAUUACAUGGCAUGUCUGCAUCUCUACAGUGAUUUUACAUGUUAUAUGUUCAGUGUAGCCGAGGUCAUGUUGGAAGUCUGUAGAUGUCCCAUGUCAUAGACAAGCCACUUGUUACACUGAGUGUAAAUCAUUGUAAUUCAGAGAUUUGUACGUGGGGGGAAAAAUCAGAAACUAUCUAGUUUCUCUAGACCCUUUUUCCUGAUAGCGUGUCCAGAUUGAAUUUCCUCAUAAAGAGAAACCGGUGUGCCUUGUUUCUGUUGUCUCUAAAAGGCUGUAUGGAUCUGAAGCUCUCAGCCCUCCCCCAUGCUGCUGGAAUCUUCUGUACAGUUGAAUGCCAAUCCGCUUGAAAUGCAGUGGCUUCCUGUGACAUUCUGGCCUUGGACAAGCCUUGUUGGCAUCAGUGCUUCUGUGUAAAUGGUGGUAAGCCUGGAGUACAAGGCAGGGCUCCACAGAGCCUAAAGGACAUUGCCAUGGGAAGCCAAAGGCCUCAAGGUCCUCCCCCACCCAGCUCUUGGCUGAGCCCUUGAGCCAAUGCAUGUUAAGCUCUAAGAGUGCGAAAAACUCAGAAGCUAAUUUGGAGGCUGACAGACUCACCAAAGUGUCAGCCCGGGCACAGUGAGAAUUACAUAGGAGAUAAGGAGCUGGGCUCUUAAUUUUUUUUAAGUUUGGGUCUCUUAAUGCUUUUGUAUAGGAAUAUUCACUGCGUGGUUUAAUCAUGAUUUAUUAAAAAAAAAAAAAGAACAAAUGAACAAAACUUGGCAAUCUUUGCUGAUCUUUUAAAAGCACCUUCUUUCUGAAGACAAAGCCACAUGAACUGCAAUGAGGUUGUGAGCUCUGUUUCUCUAACAGAGGAACAGGUGUGUGUGUGACCAGCAGCUAUCAGUAUUAGUGAGGUGUCUUGCCAAUCAAUGUGAGAGCCAAUGUGUCAUUUCAGUUUAACUGGACAAAAUGUCAAAUAAAUGCAGAAUGAAAGUAAA
Messenger RNA from Phodopus roborovskii (desert hamster), 3085 nucleotides. RefSeq names its product sideroflexin 1 (gene Sfxn1). The record is from RefSeq and is a predicted model, not a curated record. Gene Ontology annotation, biological process: serine import into mitochondrion; monoatomic ion transport. The transcript is spliced from 11 exons. Gene Ontology annotation, cellular component: mitochondrial inner membrane. NCBI's taxonomy places the organism in Eukaryota, Metazoa, Chordata, Mammalia, Rodentia, Cricetidae. Bases 185 to 1153 code for a protein of 322 amino acids. Gene Ontology annotation, molecular function: monoatomic ion transmembrane transporter activity.